Pteropus alecto (black flying fox) is the source of this 3403-nucleotide messenger RNA. It is a transcript of the gene MCM4, whose product is annotated as minichromosome maintenance complex component 4. Bases 198 to 2786 code for a protein of 862 amino acids. Lineage: Eukaryota; Metazoa; Chordata; Mammalia; Chiroptera; Pteropodidae. Gene Ontology annotation, molecular function: single-stranded DNA helicase activity; ATP binding; single-stranded DNA binding. Gene Ontology annotation, cellular component: MCM complex; nucleus. The transcript is spliced from 17 exons. Gene Ontology annotation, biological process: double-strand break repair via break-induced replication; DNA strand elongation involved in DNA replication; DNA replication. The record is from RefSeq and is a predicted model, not a curated record.
CGCGCAGUCUGGGAGUACGACCAACCUAGUGCACCCCAGAAUUUCACGUGCGUCAGAAGCAGCGGCCUUUCUCCGGUAACCUCCCGCGUCCGAAGCAGCGGCCUUUCUCCGGUAACCUCCCGCGUCCGAAGCAGCGGCCUUUCUCCGGUAACCUCCCGCGUCCGAAGCAGCGGCCUUUCUCCGGUACUCCGAGCACUAUGUCGUCCCCAGCGUCUACGCCGAGCAGCCGAGGUAGCCGGCGCAGUAGGGCCAUGCCGGUGCAGACACCUCGAAGUGAGGAUGCCAGGUCAUCUCCAUCUCAGAGACGUACGGGUGAGGAUUCUACCUCUACUGGAGAGCUGCAGCCGAUGCCGACCUCGCCUGGAGUUGACCUACAGACAUCUGCAGCGCAGAACACAUUAUUUUCCAGCCCUCCUCAGAUACAUUCAACUAUUCCUCUUGACUUUGACGUUAGUUCACCACUGACAUAUGGCACUCCCAGCUCUCGCGUAGAGGGAACCCCAAGGAGUUGUGUUAGGGGCACACCUGUGAGGCAAAGGCCUGACCUAGGGUCUGCGCGGAAGGGCCUGCAGGUGGAUUUGCAGUCUGAAGAGCCAGCAGCAGAAGAUAUAGGGGCGAGUGAGCAGUCUUCAGGCCAGAAACUUGUGAUUUGGGGAACAGAUGUAAAUGUGACAACAUGCAAAGAAAAUUUUCAGAAAUUUCUUCAGCGUUUUAUUGAUCCUCUGGCUAAAGAAGAAGAAAAUGUUGGCAUAGAUAUUACUGAACCUCUAUACAUGCAACGACUUGGGGAGAUUAAUGUUAUUGGGGAGCCAUUUUUAAAUGUAAACUGUGAACACAUAAAAUCAUUUGACAAAAAUCUAUACAGACAGCUCAUCUGCUACCCACAGGAGGUUAUUCCAACUUUUGACAUGGCUGUCAAUGAGAUCUUCUUUGACCGUUACCCUGACUCAAUCUUAGAACACCAGAUUCAAGUAAGACCAUUCAAUGCAUUGAAGACUAAGAAUAUGAGAAACCUGAAUCCAGAAGACAUUGAUCAACUCAUCGCCAUCAGUGGCAUGGUAAUCAGGACAUCCCAGCUGAUUCCAGAAAUGCAGGAGGCCUUCUUCCAGUGCCAGGUGUGCGCCUACACAGUGCGGGUAGAGAUGGACCGCGGCCGCAUUGCUGAACCCUGCGUGUGCGAGCGCUGCCACACCACCCAUAGCAUGGCACUGAUCCACAACCGCUCUGUGUUUUCCGACAAGCAGAUGAUCAAACUUCAAGAGUCUCCUGAAGAUAUGCCCGCUGGUCAGACGCCUCACACUGUCAUCCUUUUUGCUCACAAUGAUCUUGUUGACAAGGUUCAACCUGGGGACAGAGUAAAUGUUACUGGCAUCUAUCGAGCUGUGCCUAUUCGAGUCAACCCAAGAGUGAGUAAUGUCAAGUCUGUCUACAAAACCCACAUUGAUGUCAUUCAUUAUCGAAAAACUGAUGCAAAACGUCUUCAUGGCCUUGAUGAAGAAGCAGAACAGAAACUUUUUUCAGAGAAGCAUGUGGAAUUGCUUAAAGAACUUUCCAGAAAACCAGACAUUUAUGAGAGACUUGCAUCAGCCUUGGCUCCAAGCAUUUAUGAACACGAAGAUAUAAAGAAGGGAAUCUUGCUUCAACUCUUUGGCGGAACAAGAAAGGAUUUUAGUCACACAGGACGGGGCAAAUUUCGUGCUGAGAUCAACAUUCUGCUGUGCGGUGACCCUGGGACCAGCAAGUCCCAGCUGCUGCAGUAUGUGUACAAUCUGGUCCCCAGGGGGCAGUACACAUCCGGGAAGGGCUCCAGUGCUGUUGGCCUCACUGCAUAUGUAAUGAAAGACCCUGAAACGAGGCAGCUUGUCCUGCAGACUGGUGCCCUUGUCCUCAGUGACAAUGGUAUCUGCUGUAUUGAUGAGUUUGACAAGAUGAACGAAAGUACAAGAUCAGUACUGCAUGAAGUCAUGGAGCAGCAGACUCUUUCCAUUGCAAAGGCUGGGAUUAUUUGUCAACUCAAUGCACGCACCUCUAUCUUGGCAGCAGCGAAUCCCAUCGAGUCUCAAUGGAAUCCUAAAAAAACUACUAUUGAAAAUAUCCAGCUGCCUCACACAUUAUUAUCAAGGUUUGAUUUGAUCUUCCUCAUGCUGGACCCUCAGGACGAAGCCUACGACAGGCGUCUGGCUCACCACCUCGUCGCUCUAUACUACCAGAGUGAGGAGCAAGUGGAGGAGGAGUUCAUGGACAUGGCAGUCCUAAAGGACUACAUUGCUUAUGCACACAGCAUGGUCAUGCCCCGGCUGAGCCAGGAAGCCAGCCAAGCUCUCAUUGAGGCUUAUGUAGACAUGAGGAAGAUUGGUAGUAGCCGAGGAAUGGUUUCUGCAUACCCGCGACAGCUGGAGUCUUUGAUUCGCUUAGCAGAAGCCCACGCUAAAGUACGAUUUUCAAACAAAGUUGAAGCAGUUGAUGUUGAAGAGGCAAAACGCCUGCAUCGGGAGGCUCUGAAGCAGUCUGCCACUGACCCCAGGACAGGCAUCGUGGACAUAUCUAUUCUUACUACAGGAAUGAGUGCCACCUCUCGUAAACGGAAAGAAGAGUUAGCUGAAGCGCUGAAAAAACUUAUUUUAUCUAAAGGCAAAACACCAGCUCUAAAAUACCAGCAACUUUUUGAAGAUAUUCGAGGACAAUCUGACAUAGCAAUUACCAAAGAUAUGUUUGAAGAAGCAUUGCAUGCCUUGGCUGAUGAUGACUUCUUGACAGUAACUGGAAAAACUGUUCGUUUGCUCUAAAGUUCUUGUGAGCCGUGCUGUAUUCUGCUUGACUGCACUUGCUUUCAUACAUGUAUGGCAUAUGGGCCACGAAGCAACCACCGUUGACACUACUGGAAAUAGAUUCUUAAAGUUAUUAUUUGGUUUCAUAAAACUUUUCUAAUGUUGGUUCAAUUUUUAUAGUGAAGUGUGUGUUUUCAGUUUUUGAAACAUUUUAAGUAAAAAUGCUAUGCCAACUUACAAAUACACAGUAGAUAAUAUUUUCUUGAAGCACCUUUUCUUUAGCACCAAGACUUUAAUCUGUGUUUAUAUGCAGAUAGCACAUAUCAUUCUUUUUUGAAGAUGGAAGUCUGGGCUGUGCUUUUUGUGCUAGACAUUCUAAUGGCAAUCAUAUGCUUGAGGUUUUGUAACAUGAGGUAAGACUUAGUCAGGGCAUACCAUUCAGAGUGAGGUAAUGAAAGACCAGAGCCUUUCUCCCUGUUACAACUCUCAAGUGUAAUUACUUCUAAAGGCUUGUUCUCAUGGCUACUAUAAGAUCAAAAAUAGAUGGUCGGAAAGGGUUAGGUUCUAGAUUAACUUUUUAUCACUUUAUCUCUAAUAUGUAAAACUUUUUCUUAAAUAAAUAAUAGACUAAGUAA